Molecule: messenger RNA, 3083 nt
Organism: Sphaerodactylus townsendi
Lineage: Eukaryota; Metazoa; Chordata; Lepidosauria; Squamata; Sphaerodactylidae
Product: interleukin-36 receptor antagonist protein-like
Exons: 5
Coding region: 144-674 (176 amino acids)
Biological process (GO): inflammatory response to antigenic stimulus; cytokine-mediated signaling pathway; cellular response to lipopolysaccharide
Molecular function (GO): cytokine activity; interleukin-1 receptor binding
Source: RefSeq, a predicted model, not a curated record
ACAAGAUCUGCAUCCCAAGGCACAAGUCAAGUGGGUGAGGCCAGUUCCUUCCAGGAUUCUAGCUGCGACUGCAGAAGCAACUGCUAAGUCAAAGUUCAAGCAAUUCAAGAGAAGGACUGAAGAAAAUAGGAGAGGCUGGAGAGAUGGAGCCCCUCGAGAGGAAUGUGGACCUAAAAUUGGCAGAAUUUUCCUCGUCAUAUGAGUCCAGUGCAAAAUUAUCCCGUCCCUGGUAUUUCAGAAUUCAAGAUAUCAGGCAGCAAAUCUUCAUCCUGGUGAACAACAUCUUGAUUGCAGGUCCAUCAAAGUCCCAUUUAUCAGGGCACUGCAUGGAAGUGGUCCCAAAUCGUACCCUAGAUUCAGACAGAAGUCCUGUCAUUAUGGGCCUGAAUAGAUCAAAGAUUCUGUCCUGCAUGAAAUCUGGUGAGGGUCCACCUCAGCUACAGCUAGUGACAGGAGAUGUUAUGGACCUUUAUGAGAAACACGAGGAAUCAUUGGAGUUCACUUUCUACACCCAGCCCAACGUCAGCGAAACAACUUGGUACUUUGAAUCAGCAGCUUUUCCAGGGUGGUUCCUCAGCACUUCUCCUGAACCAUACAAGCCUCUUCGUUUGAGUCAGGGAGAUAAUUCCGACACCACUCUCUUUUACUUAAAAAAAAGAAGGAUUUGUAAAUAGUUGAGAAGCAUAGUUUCUAAGAUGAAGAUGUUAAUACCCAUGUAUAAAUCUUCCUGAACUUAAUGUGUAACUCCAUGAUAGCUGUAGGAUUUAAAAUCAAGGAGGUGGAGGUUCAGGAAGUUGGUGAGGAUUGGUGUAGAUGCAGACAUUAGCCUGUUUUAGCCAAGUCUGUUGUCAUCCUGACUGAUGUAAAGAACCUAGCCAAGCUACAGUCCACAUGGACAAGCAAGAAUAGCAUAAUUCAGUUGUCUGGUUUGGAGGAUGUCUUUCAGAUCAAAUGAAAAGGGUCAGAACGUUCCAACAAAGGGAGAAAUUUUUUAUUUUGCUGAGUAGAGUUGUUUCUUAUUAAGUAGUGAGUAGAGUUGCUUCUGAGUAGAGUUGCUUCUUAGGAAGGGUGAACAAACCUAAGAAAUGAAUUUUCAAAAUGACUGUGUUACAUAUUUGUAUUAAUCAUUGCAACUAUGAGAAUUAAUGUCCAGAGGGUCUCUAUACCUGACCACCAAAGGAGACAUCUUGAAUCAGCUGUACUUGCAUUUCAAUCAUUGCAUAUUGAGUCAGUAAACAAAUGCUGAUGUCUGGUAACACGAAUUGUUUAUUUUUUGGCAAUUUGUUUUUCUUUCUGUAAAUCUUUGUUCAACUUUACUUGAAACCUGUUUUGACGGCUUAAAUAGUAGAAAGUAGUUGGAAUAUAUAAAUAGAAGAUAUCUGCUUUAGGAAGAAACCUUGCCUGAUUUAAAGCAAUAGGUAAUGCAUGUUAAACCAGCUUUGUUCUUUUUUUAAAAAAAAAAUUAAUUGAGAUUUUCUUAUUAAAAAACAAAAAGCCAGGAACAAAACAUAAAGUGUACUAUAAAAAGGAUAUCGCACCUAAAAAACAACUUCAUUACACUUGCAAAUACAAACAUUAACACAAGAUAUAUAUUCACCUAUACAAGUCCUCAUCCAUACCCACCUAUGUAAAUAAGUAAGUAAAUAAAAAAGAAAUAAGAAAAAACCAAAAACCAGCUUUGUUCUUAACUGUGACAAGUUGUAAAUUAUUCCAGGAACUUGAGAAGUGAAUGACCAUUUCUGUAAUAUAACCAACACAGAUGUGUUAAGAAAUAUUCAAGGAGUGGUUCAGCCUUAAUCAUUUCUUCCAUUCCCAGUGGGAUUUUAGUCGACAUCUUUGAAAAGAGUUUUCCUAGCAGGUUUGUUUUAGAAUAAAGAAGAUUCCCAAGAAUCCAAAUAAUUGCUAUCCUUUAAGUGAAUCACAAGGUAAUUGUGGGUUAGUUGCUGACCUGCUAGCAGUAAAUUCUGGACAUCAAAGGAAAAGCAACAAAGAACAGUAACCUCCUUGUCAGGAGAGACCUUGACAAAUUUUGUUUGGGCAUAAGAACUAACCACAAAAUUAGAAACCAGAAGUAGGAGUCAGGUUUCAGGCUUUCAUAAUUAACAUUUUUUCUAAUGAUUGCUACCACAAAACCUAAUCCUAUCUUCUUUUCACAGUUUCAUGUAAUUUUAUUAAUGCAGUGACAAAGAUGUUGUAGCAUACAAAUAUAGAGUAACUAUGGUUGUCACUACUACAACAAAGGCAGACCCAAUGUUCAGUUUUUGGGAGGGGAUUUUGGUGCAGCAAAAGACACUUAAAUUGCCAUGUCUUCCAAAAGAAGAACAGCCUAUGAUUUUACUGACCUAAAAAAAACAGAAAGGUGAAUUGGUCCAAUAUGACCUCAAAGAAUUAAGUGUGAAUUGGGCUGUGCAUUUUCACAAGAGCUGCCAAAAAAGUUGAUCGCUUGAUCCAGCAAAGGACUCUCUAGAAGUGUCACACCCACAAGGAACUUACAAAUUAUUGUGGAAGUGCCAGGAGGAGUACACAGAGAAGGAAACUUCAGCCCCUGCAAAGGAACUCAAAAGACCAUCUUCACCAUUUCCGAAUGUUAAUUGGCCACUCUAAGGGUCUCUGGUCCCUUUCUUUUUGCUCAGUUGUCGACUCCCUCAUAAGAAGAAUGCAUUAGCCCAUUUUUCUUUCAGAUCAUAUCUGUUGUACAUCUUAUUCUGUGCUACAAUUUGAUACCAAAGCCCAUGGGAAACCACUCUCAGUUCCCGGGGGUCUCAUUGUGUUUGUAGUUGCUCUAAGGAUUUCCUCUUUGGGGAUAUGGGCAAAUGCUGGAGACAGUUUUCUUGUACAAACAAUUGAAACAGCAGCAACAAGCUGGGGGCCUUUAAGGGAUUGCCUGGGAAAUAAAUCAUUGAGAAAUUUCCUGCUGGUUUAAAUCUGUGGAAUUCUUUAAACUCUUAGAAGACCAAUUCCUACACCGAUUAAUAUUUUAUCCUACCUGUUCUCCAUGGAGCAGUGUAGAUGGUUUUGUACCCUCCUCCUCCUGCAAUAACUACGUGAGGUAGGCUGAGACACACUGUGCCUGGUAUAAGGAA